AGCUUUUUGAGACAGCCUUUAUUAGACAGGCCUUCACAGCCAUUGGUAGCUGGCGACGAUGCUCCGCGUCAGCUACGCCAGGCACGCCCGCUUCCAGCCGUACGCGAUGGCGGUGCAGACACGCUUUAAGUGGCGACACAAGGAAACUGAUCGGUGGCGGCGGCUGAUGGACGCGACGUGCUUUCAGGUCGACUGGAUGGGGCAAACACGCGGGCCGAACUUCACGCAGUAUGGCGGGCACUGGACGCACAUUUUAACCUGCGCCCACGUCAUCACACCGUGGGAUUACCCAAACUACUAUUCACCGAAAGGACCCACCCGCUUCGUCUCGCAUAUCACGUUGGCUGACACUAUGACACAGGUACGCCUCGUCUCCGUGCAAGGAAACGCCGUGUACAAGCACUUCACUUCCAAUCAGCACGUCUACGUGCACUCCAACCCGCGGCUGGACUUGUGCGUCGUCCACCCCGAGCAAAACCUCAAGCGCAGUGGCGAGAUGAAGAUGAUGUGGAUGCAAAACGAGGGCUACAUCAUGCGGCCGCGGCUUGAAAUUAACGCGAAGUUGCAGGUGGGCGACUACGUCUGGGUGUACGGCAUGACGGCGCACGAGUCCCUCUUUGACGAGGAGAAGGGCCCCGAGCCGCUCAUGAUCCCGACCGGGGUGCGGGCCCGCGUGCAGGCCGUCACCCGCGAGCACUUCUUUAUCGACACUACAUCGCUCGAGGAGGACGCUGACCGCGGGCGGAUUCAAAUGGGCAUGUGCGGCUCCGUCGUGAUGCGCAACGGCAAAUGUGUCGGCAUGCUGACCGCCACGGUGCACGAGGAGAGCGACUGCAAAGAGCUCGCCGGCACGGCUAUGUGCACCUACUCGGCGGACAUCUUCGAGUUCUUGUUGGAGGUGGAGAAGCAGAUGAAGAACCCCAUUGCCCGGCAGAACCAGGAGGAAACACGGUUCGAGGCGAGCCGACGGGCGGAGGGCAGGGAGCCGGCGGAGCACCGAGACUGGGAGCUGGACGAGACGCGCAACGCCCGCCACAUCCCGGUGCCGAUCUCGCUGUGGCACAUGGAGGAGAAGUGGGUAACAGAGGAGGACUACAUGACGAGCGCGGUCUUUGGCCGCAGCGGUGCCUUCAACCAGGAGACGCAGGAGAGCGUGCUGGGCUACGACAUGAACAGCGCCAAGACGCACGGCGACCGACCAGGUGACAUCGACGCCUUCGCGACGGGCUCGUCAACAGGCAAGCCCGUCAUGCAAGGUGAACGGAGGGACAACAGUCCCACCGGCGUGUACGCGGACCCCGAGGACUUCAAAAACAAGGAUGUGUGGGACUACAGCAUCAGUUCCGAAAUGCGCUCCCUCUUUAACGAGACGGUGGACAGCAAGGAUGCGGAGAGCCUCAACAUGAUGCGCAAGUCGCUUGAGAACAUCCGGGCGCAGCGGGCCAUGGAUAAGAUGAAGGAAUCAGCGAUGAACCGGACAAACCCAGACUUCGACCCAAUGAAAGGCUCCGGCCACUACGGUGGCAACGCGGACGCCGGCGCCGAUAACUUCAAUCCCGAAUACGCCUCCGCGAGCUACAGCGGACAGAGCACCUACAGCUACGAUGACCAGACGCGUCACGAUGCGGCUGCCGCGCAGCAGGCGGAGGACGAGAAGCCAAGCCAUUAUUCUGGCGAGCGGGCACCGAAUACGGCUUCUGCCCGACGGUCGUCUGCGCAGACGUCGCCGCCACCGCCGUCGAAUGAGUCCCCGAUCGAGCGCAAGAAGCGCGAGCGGCGCGAAGCGGAGGCAAAGUAUCAGGACGACCUCCGCCGCCGUCACGGUCAGCGCGCCGUUCCGUUCGGCGACGUUGAUCUUGGCGGGGUAUGGGAGCGUCAUUGA
Leptomonas pyrrhocoris is the source of this 1882-nucleotide messenger RNA. RefSeq lists its product as hypothetical. The record is from RefSeq and is a predicted model, not a curated record. Lineage: Eukaryota; Euglenozoa; Kinetoplastea; Trypanosomatida; Trypanosomatidae. The transcript has a single exon. The coding region runs from base 59 to 1882 and encodes 607 amino acids.